AUGCGCAGUAUUCUCUACGUCGCUCUUGUCUUCGUGGUAUUAUCUGAAAGCAGCGUCGUCGCAGCGUUCCUGAAACCCGAUGCGUCUCAGUCUCAGUUCCCGUCGAAGGCAUCUACUGACUUUGAGGUCAACAGAUCUCUUCGGGUUGCAGGCCAACAAGUUGUCCAGAGCGGCCGCCCCAACGACGGGUAUGGAGGGAUCUGGAAAGCUGUUACCCAUGGUACCGCCAAAUUCGUCAAGACACCCGACGUAGACAUGAAAAAACUCAUCGAGUUGGCCAAGAAGGCAGAGAAGCUGAAAAAGUUGGUUAAGCCUUCAUCGUCGUAG
Molecule: messenger RNA, 327 nt
Organism: Phytophthora infestans T30-4
Lineage: Eukaryota; Oomycota; Peronosporomycetes; Peronosporales; Peronosporaceae
Product: secreted RxLR effector peptide protein, putative
Exons: 1
Coding region: 1-327 (108 amino acids)
Source: RefSeq, a predicted model, not a curated record